AUGGUGGUCGGCAAGCUCGCAAUCGGCCUCAUAGCCUACAUGGCUUUCAAGGCUUACACAAAGCAGAAGAAGCAACAGCAGCAGCAACAAGGUGGCGGCGGUGGCAUGGCGCUCAUCGGCGGCGCAUUGGGCGGCGGGGCAGCCGCAUACGGCGCCCAACAGUUCAAUGGUCCGAGUCCGGAACGACAAAUGAUUCUAGAUAUAUUGCGACAGUGCGUGCAAGAUCAGAACAUCCAGGCGUUCUAUCCCGACCCGAGGACGCUCGAGGCCAUUGCGGACCGGAUCAUCCAGAGCCGUGCCGUCGAGCGCAUCGAGUCCCAGUUCCAGCUUAGAACCGGACGCGCACUCGACCUCGUCCAGAUUGCGCUGUUUGAUGUCGUGCUUCUUAUCGACGACUCGGGGAGCAUGAAUGACCGCGCGGUCGGUAAAGACAAGAGCCAGGGAACGCGCAUAGAUGAGCUCAAGCGCUUGCUCGACCGCGUCGCGUUCGCAUCAUCCCUCCUUGACACCGACGGGUUCUCCAUGCGCUUCCUGAACGCCAAAGACGCGCCCAGCAAUGUGCGCGACGCCAACCAGGCGCGCAAGAUUGUCGACCACCUCACUUUUAAAUGCACGUUCUGA
Molecule: messenger RNA, 621 nt
Organism: Cutaneotrichosporon cavernicola
Lineage: Eukaryota; Fungi; Basidiomycota; Tremellomycetes; Trichosporonales; Trichosporonaceae
Exons: 2
Coding region: 1-621 (206 amino acids)
Source: RefSeq, a predicted model, not a curated record